This is a messenger RNA of Diaporthe amygdali, 1194 nucleotides long. RefSeq lists its product as uncharacterized. The coding region runs from base 1 to 1194 and encodes 397 amino acids. Gene Ontology annotation, biological process: regulation of cell cycle. NCBI's taxonomy places the organism in Eukaryota, Fungi, Ascomycota, Sordariomycetes, Diaporthales, Diaporthaceae. The transcript has a single exon. The record is from RefSeq and is a predicted model, not a curated record. Gene Ontology annotation, cellular component: nucleus.
AUGGCCUCGUCAGCUACCAAAGGGCUCGAGGAGCUCAACUCGCUGGUCAACAGUGCUGUCACGCUCAUUCAGGGUUUCGAAGUGUCUCUCAAAGAUGUUGUCGACUCCAACAGUGACUCAGGCCCGUCCGCAGACAAAUGGGCCGCCUCGAGGUCACCAGAGGACGGCACGAAGCCUCUGGACUGCCUAGCCCUUGCGAGAGACUCUGCAUCUCUGGUCAAGGCUCAUGCCACCAAAAUUUCCCUCCUGAUCAUUACCGAGCCCUUCACGCCAUCUGCGAUCUGUACGGUGCUCAGGCAGCUCAUCCAGGAGCCUAUCCCAGCCAUCGUAUCCGCCGUCCAGCUAUGUCACGCCGACUCGUACACGAAACUCAUCCGCCGGGAUCUGGCGUGGCGAUGUGGGCGGGUCCUCAAAGAGAUGAGAGAACUCAUCCAGAAGAUCCCCUUAGACGGCAAAGUCCUACCUCCGGAGAAGCGGGAUGGUCCUUCGGGGCCAAAGGGUGGCAAGGGCAGCAUCAUGGCGACUGGUGUGCUGUGGGGUGUUUGUGACGAGGUCAUCAACUUUGCCAACCUGGGUGUGGUGGGUCAUCUUGUUCACAGGGCAGAGCAUUUCAGGGACACGCUCAAGGACGUCAUGGAGGAACUCAAGGAGUGGUCGGAGGAGCAGGAUGAGGAUGACGACGAGGACGACGACUCUGAUGAUGGGGAGGGAGGCCACGACCAAGCUGUCUUAGAUCUCGCCGAAGAUGUGAACAACACUCACAUCAGCACUCAGGCCAUGAUUGACGACCUCAUGAACUCGAACACUGUCAUCCCACGCGACGAUCCCGACAAAAUCAGGGACCGACUGGACUCGACUCUGCGCAGGCUACGACUCACUGUCCUGCUCUUCCAGGCUCUAAUCAAGCGAAGGCUCAAGACGCUGCCAAAACUGCCACUGGCUUCUCAGGAUGAAUCAGUGGUUGUCUCCCGCCUAGAUGAAGUACUGCCUCUCCUUCGAAAGAUGGCCGACCGUUUCAACAGUCUUGCCGUCGCAUUCUACGAUCUUGAUUCAGCAGAGAUCACCCGGCUUAUGGACCAGUGCUUCUUCGAUGCUUUUGCGGUCUCGGAGCUUUUAGCCAAGCCUUGGGCAGGCCAGAAGGACGAGUUUACGGACUGGGUCGCCAAAUUUCAGGUCGAGAUCAAGAAAAGUUGA